Dromiciops gliroides (monito del monte) is the source of this 8023-nucleotide messenger RNA. It is a transcript of the gene ARHGAP26, whose product is annotated as Rho GTPase activating protein 26. NCBI's taxonomy places the organism in Eukaryota, Metazoa, Chordata, Mammalia, Microbiotheria, Microbiotheriidae. The record is from RefSeq and is a predicted model, not a curated record. Gene Ontology annotation, cellular component: cytoplasm. The transcript has 24 exons. The coding region runs from base 191 to 2524 and encodes 777 amino acids. Gene Ontology annotation, molecular function: protein binding; GTPase activator activity. Gene Ontology annotation, biological process: signal transduction.
CGCACCCCCGCGGGGAUCCGGCUGCGUUGGGCUUGCAAACGAAACGAGAACAUUUUGCAUUUUUUUAAUUUUUUAGGGUAGAGGUGCUGGGAGCGAGUGCAGUGGUUCGGGGCACGGAGGAGAGGGAGGGAAAUCUCUGGGCUAGUCUGUCCUUGGGGAGAGGUUUCCUCCCCCAGGCUUGGGGGAGAUUAUGGGACUCCCAGCCCUGGAGUUCAGUGACUGCUGCCUGGACAGCCCGCAGUUCCGAGACACGCUCAAGUCUCACGAAGCCGAGCUGGAUAAGACCAACAAGUUCAUUAAAGAGCUCAUCAAGGAUGGGAAAACCCUCAUCUCGGCGCUCAAGAAUUUGUCUUCAGCCAAGCGGAAAUUUGCUGAUUCCCUAAAUGAAUUUAAGUUCCAAUGCAUAGGAGAUGCAGAGACAGAUGAUGAAAUGUGCAUCGCAAGGUCUUUGCAAGAGUUUGCCACUGUUCUCAGGAAUCUCGAAGAUGAGCGGAUACGGAUGAUUGAAAAUGCCAGCGAAGUGCUUAUUACUCCUCUUGAGAAGUUCCGCAAGGAGCAGAUUGGGGCUGCCAAGGAUGCCAAGAAGAAGUAUGAUAAGGAAACAGAGAAGUAUUGCGGGGUCUUGGAGAAACACUUGAACUUGUCUUCCAAGAAGAAGGAAGCUCACCUUCAGGAGGCAGACAACCAGGUGGACCUGGUCCGGCAGCACUUUUAUGAAGUCUCCCUGGAGUAUGUCUUCAAGGUUCAGGAAGUCCAAGAAAGGAAGAUGUUUGAGUUUGUGGAGCCUCUGCUGGCCUUCCUGCAGGGACUCUUCACAUUCUAUCAUCAUGGUUAUGAACUCGCCAAGGAUUUCAGUGACUUCAAGACCCAGCUGACCAUCAGCAUACAGAAUACAAGAAAUCGCUUUGAAGGUACCAGGUCAGAAGUGGAAUCACUGAUGAAAAAAAUGAAGGAGAAUCCUCAUGAGCACAAGACCAUUAGCCCAUAUACCAUGGAGGGUUAUCUGUAUGUCCAGGAGAAACGUCACUUUGGCACUUCUUGGGUGAAGCACUAUUGUACAUACCAGCGGGAAUCCAAAAGGAUCACCAUGGUGCCCUUCGACCAGAAAUCAGGAGGAAAAGGGGGAGAAGAUGAAUCAGUCAUUCUCAAAUCAUGCACCCGACGGAAAACAGACUCGAUCGAGAAGAGGUUUUGCUUUGAUGUGGAAGCCGUAGAUAGGCCAGGUGUUAUCACCAUGCAAGCGCUGUCUGAGGAGGACCGGAGACUCUGGAUGGAAGCCAUGGAUGGCCAGGAACCAGUCUACAACUCAAACAAAGACAGUCAGAGUGAAGGAACUGCACAGUUGGACACCAUUGGCUUCAGCAUCAUCAGGAAGUGCAUCCAUGCUGUGGAAACCAGAGGGAUCAAUGAGCAGGGACUCUACAGAAUUGUUGGCGUCAACUCCAGAGUCCAGAAGUUGCUGAGUGUUUUGAUGGACCCCAAAACAGCUUCUGAAACAGAAGUGGAUAUCUGUGCAGAGUGGGAGAUAAAGACUAUUACUAGUGCACUGAAGACUUAUUUAAGAAUGCUCCCUGGGCCACUCAUGAUGUACCAGUUCCAAAGAAGUUUCAUCAAAGCAGCAAAGUUGGAGAAUCAGGAGUCUCGAGUCUCAGAAAUCCAUGCCCUUGUUCAUCGGCUCCCUGAAAAAAACCGGCAAAUGCUACAGUUACUCAUGAACCAUUUAGCAAAUGUUGCUAAUAACCACAAGCAAAAUUUGAUGACUGUGGCAAACCUGGGUGUGGUGUUUGGACCCACACUGCUAAGACCGCAAGAAGAAACAGUGGCAGCCAUCAUGGAUAUCAAGUUCCAGAAUAUUGUGAUUGAGAUAUUAAUAGAAAACCAUGAAAAGAUAUUUAACACGGUGCCUGAAGCUCUCACAAACACCCAGCAGAGCUUAUCUUGGAAGAAAAGCAAUGACUCGAAGCCACCCUCCUGCAGCGAGAGACCAUUGACACUCUUUCACACAGUACAGGCAACAGAGAAACAAGAACAAAGGAACAGCCUCAUCAACUCCAGUCUGGAAUCUGUUGUGUCUUCAAAUGCCAACAGCAUUCUCAACUCCAACAGCCCUCUGCAGCCCAGUGUGAACUCAAGUGACCCCGAGCUGGAUGUGAUGAAACCCACCAGGCCCAGUUCACUCCCCCCGAAUCCAAGCCCAACUUCACCCCUCUCACCGUCCUGGCCCAUGUUCUCUGCGCCAUCCAGCCCUAUGCCCACCUCAUCUACGUCCAGUGACUCAUCCCCCAUCAGCUCACCAUUCCGGAAAGCAAAAGCCUUGUAUGCCUGCAAGGCUGAACAUGACUCAGAGCUCUCAUUCACGGCAGGCACUGUCUUCGAUAAUGAUGAGGAAAUGAGACCCAGUGAAAAGAAGCAACUUGCCCAAGGUCACACAGCUAUUCAUCCAUCUCAGGAGCCUGGCUGGUUAGAGGGAACUCUUAAUGGGAAGACAGGAUUAAUCCCCGAGAACUAUGUUGAGUUUCUCUAACUUUGGACACCCGAACAAUACUGCUGAAUGUUACAUGGUAUCCAUGACAACUGCUGAUCAGGGUGCAAUAGAUCAUUUCUCUCAGCCUCGGAGAAAUGCAGGGCGAUGGACUCUUUUUCCUCUCUGUCAAAAUGAAUGUUUCUGUGAAUCCUAGUGUCCCUGUCUCUAUCAUCAUCUCAGCUGAUGGCGCAGCAGUGCUUCAAGUGGUGGAAUCAGAUGAGCCCAGGAGAACAGCUGGGUUCUGAUAUGUUAGUGGAAGACUUGCAUCAUGGCCAUUUUCUCAUGAAUGCUUCAAGCAGAAAAGAUUCAUUUCCAUUCUGGAGGAAUCCGAGUACAGAACUCUAAGAUGGAGGCAAUAAGUUGUCCCAGAGAUUCAGGAGGGGUGAGGGGAAGGAGACUGACUGACCAGGAGAGGGGUCUCUCCCUCUCUCUGAAGGUGGGGUGGGCUUCUGCUUUUGUUUACAGUAAGCUCUUUCUUCAUUCCAUGAGACCCACUCUGCUUCCCAGGCAAGCUGCUCUGUCUGAUCUUGGGGUGGGAAGGGGUUAAGGCAUUGUUUACAUAAUUUCAAACCACUCACCAUUUCUGUAGCAGCUGUUUGCCCAUCCUCAGCAGAACUCAGUCCAAUCUUCUCACAGGAGGGAGCACACACCCCCUCCAGCAAAGGCCUAUCUCUUCAACUGAGGGCUAUGAUCACCUGGUAACCACGGCAACUUGGCCUGCUGCAAAACAAACAAAAAAAACCACCCACAAUCUCUAAAACACUUUUUUUUUUUUUUUGCCUUUAGCUCUUUUCCUUCAGCCCCUGGGCAUUGGUAUCUUUUCCUAAUGAUUUUAAAGGACUACUUCAUAGUGGAACAAGGAACUAGAAUGGUCUCCUUGGGGCUAGCAUGACAGCAGCUGGCAGCUCACCCCUUUCUGGAUGAGCAAUACCAGUGUAUAUUUGGAGCAAACCCUUAUAGAACAUUUUUGAGAUUAGAUUGCAGCUAAGGCAAAACACUUGUGGUGGAUUCGACUGGCAGUUCCUCUCUGGACAACAAGAUGCUUCUCCUGGAAGAUGAAUUAUUCCCUUUGUCUUUCUGCUUGCCCCAUAUCCUGCCCAUCCAACCCCUUGUGUGCUUUAAUCAGAACUUGCACCCUUUCUCCCUCUCCUCAGACUCUUGCUUAUCAAAUUUGCCUGACCAAGUCUUGAGCUUCCAUUUUGGAGGGAAUGGGCCUAGUCCAGUUCCCUAUUCUUUCUCAAGGAUAUCCUAUUCUUACCAGUGUGGCCAAUGAUGCUACAUCUGCUCACUGCCAUUAGUAUAAAGUAAAUUGUUUUUUUCAGUCCACAUGAGUUCCUCUAGCAAACUGUGAUUCUAAAGGACAUCACUCCUCCCCCUACCCACCCCCCCCCUCAAAAAAAAGAGUGAAAGAAAUGGUUUCUUGAGAAUGAUAUUCUCUUUGCAAGGAAGGGUUGAGUGCUUGGGAGAAUCCUUGUGGGCAAAGAUUGUCUUGUGAGUGAGUUAAGGUAGGAAGGAAGGAGCCAGAGUGGGACUGUUUUCUGGUUCAGAUUGAAGUGUUAUGGGUAAAAAGCUUUACAACUUCCUUUGAACAAUAUCUCAUUGGCUGAGACACCCAGAAAAGAAAAAUGCUAAGUUUCCUGACCACCCUUUUGGAACAAGCACAUUUGUACUGAGGAGAAUUGCCUUGAGUCCUACGACUCUUGUGGAAUUAACUUCAAAGAAAGAAAUGAAACUUGAGUUGGUGAAUUUGUGUAUUUUACUUUUUUAUUGAAGAAAUUAACUUGUAAAUAGAGAAAUUUGAAUACUCUAUGGUAAAGUUUUAUAUUUGAUAUUUUAAGCUGAGCUAUAGUGAGUGAGCUACUUGACCCUUGUAAAGCUUGAGUGGCAGAGAAGGGAAGAAGAGGAGACCUUAGCCAGUAUAGCCCUGACAAAAUCUGAGUUAGCCCCAGCUGCUCAUUUAGUUGAUGGAAAUUGAUUUUGCUCACUUUCAUCGAUCCAGAAAUAUUAACUAGUUCUUGCCCAAGCCUUGGUGUUGGAGUAAGAGGAAAGGAAGGAGGAGCUUAAGUAAAUAAAAACUCCCACUGAGUGAUUGAUCAGCUUCUAGAGCAAUGAGGUAGGAGAGGCAGGAGCAUGUUUCAAUGGCCAGUAGGCAUAGGGAAAGAGAUGGGGAUUUUUUUAUUGGUAUUCUUGUGGGGGUAGCGCCUGACACUUACCACAUAUGGAGGAGAUGUGACAGCUUCUGGGAUCUUUAUCCCUUUCCUUUCCCCUACAUCUUCUAAGAUUCACUAGUUCUAAAAUCCUCAUUGGCUUGGAAGGGUCUAGCCUUAUUGAUGGUUUCAGGCCAGGUGUUUCCUUUUUGUCCCCAGUUAACGUGACUUUCCCCCUUGUCAUUAUGUCACAGCACAAGAACCCAGUCAAGGACUACUAAGAACACUGCUGUAGAAUAAACAGAACUAGAAUUCUGCAUAGGCAGAAAGAAAGGGCUUGAAGAGGGUGUUGGCAUUAACCCAAAGAGAUGGUCCAUAUGCAUAAGUCAGUGUAUUCCUUGGGGGAUGAGGAGGAGGGAGGGAUUUCCCAAAGAAGGGACAGUUAUUUUUCAAGAGUAAACAAUUUCCAGUUGUGUGUGUGUGUGUGUGUGUGUGUGUGUGUGUGAAUGAAUAGAAAGAACCAAACCAAGGAUUUAGGCUGUUUAAAUAGCAAUGGACCCAGUCAGACCUAAGUGUAUGUAAGCUGUGUGCACUGAUCAAGAGAAAUGAUGGGCCCUGACUAGAGAAAGUUUCCCCCUUUGCCCUCCUGUGGUCCAAAGCAUUUUCCCUUGGAAGCUUACCCUUCAGUCCACAGCAGGGAGCCUUGCUUUGGAGCCAAAGGGAAAUAGAGCUGCUGUCCUUGGGAUUUUUCAGGCUUACGCCCUUCCCUUGCUAGGCUACUCUAGGCCAGUGACAGAUGGUUCUAUGUUUUCUGCUUUUCUAGGCAGCCUCUUCAUGCCUAUUAGCUCCAGACCAGGUUUUUAAAAACCCAAAAUACUCUGGAUAGGAGCCAGGUAGAAGAAAGACAUUUUCCUUCUACCCUUGGUCUUUAAUAUUUCCAUUACUGAUCCACACCCCCAAUUCUCAGUCUCUCAGCUUGACUAGAAAUGUGGUGGCAGAGGAUGGGAUGAUAACUGGUGAAUGUUUACCUGAAUUCACCCUGGAACCUGACACUUUUUGUAAAGCCAGAAGGACCCUUUAUUUUGGUCAAAGUGAAGACCUUCUAGAUGGCUACCCAGACCUGAAGAACAUGGCCAGCUAGCAUACCUCCCAGCAUCCAUACCAUCCCAGGUCAACUGUUCUAUCAGCUAUUUUUUUUUCCAAAUCUCCAGAGAUAGCAGUUAUAAAGCCCGGCCUCCUUGUUUACCUCUUCAGUGAAAGUGUUCUUCCUUAUCUCUUACCAAAUUCUCAUUUCAGUGUUGGUCCACAUUUUGCUUGGUGCUCCACAGACACUGAAAACAAAUGACACAUUUGUGGCUAUAUGACCUUGCCAAAGAUCAUUCUGGGCAUUUACCUAGAACUACUUGUGACAGUGCCCAGGGAAGAAAGAACUCUAACCCCUCUCUAAAUCAUAACAGUCCUGAUUUGUAGAGCUUCAGGUCACCCAGAAGUUCAUUACCUUUGGGGGCCUCUACUUUCAAAAAAGUUUUGAUCACUGAAUACUAUGAAACAUCCAUUAGACAGUUGUAUAUAAGCUACACUGGGAAGGCCAGUUCCUCCUAAAGCCAUACAAUUUAACACAGGCCUAAAAUGUGUCUGAAAAACAACUAUGUUGUGGCCAGAAAAGUAGCCAGUAUUAAAAUUUGCUGCUUGAUUAAAAAAAAAAUUGUUACCAAUAUGUUCCACUUUAGGGAGUUAACCGUUAUCUCUGGAUAACUUUCCUAUAAUCAGUUACUUUGACAGUUCUGCCCCAAACUCACCAGCAGUCAGCAGCUGUUGGGGCAAUUCAUACCCUGUGCUGGUGUUUAAAAAUUCCUCAUAUGCUGAGAUGUGUUUGGCAGCCACACUGAUCCCCUGUUAAGGCCCAACUAUUCCCUGCUUUUAGAAUAAAAAUAACAGUAGCAGUGAAAUGAACCUUAUAGACUACCUGUGAUAAGACCCCAAAGGAUUAUAAUUAGCUUCUUUUAUACCUACAAUUCUGGUUUCGAGAGCUUCCAAAUAUGGGGUGAACAGGCACUUACAAAAUGCAAAUGCCCCAAGACCAAGCAGUAGAAUGAGGAGAUACCUAACACCCCUCUUUGAGAGUCCCUCUCCAUGGCUGUGUACAUCACAAUGCUUUUACCAAAUGGGGAAUGUGAUGUGAUAACAGCUUUGGAAGUUGAGCUGGGCCCCAGAACAGUGUUGAAUGCCCAGGAGACAACAGUUCAAAACCCCUGUGUGUAAUGACUUUAGUAUCAUUCCCAUAGUCAAAAAUCUCCACAAUGUUCCCAUUUGAGAACCGGAGUAUUAGAAUAAAAAUAGAGAAAUUAGCAGGAUAUCACAGCAUAUACACUACUCAGACCAUGGUCCGGAAGUGUUAGGUGAUGGUACCUACUGUUUCCACCUUGUUAUACAAAGACUAAAGGCACCUUUCUCGGUCAUUUAAAUGCCCAUCCUCACAGGCUCAUCACAUCCAGGGUUAGUUCUAUACCUGUGAAAUGGAAAGAUCUGAAAAUUCAAUAUGUAUAUGUAUGAGUAUGUGUUUGUGUAUAUAUAUAUAUAUAUAUAUAUAUGUGCAAAACAUGUAUUUACAUAUAUAGCUAUAUAGACAGACACCCAUAAGCAGACCUACAGAAGCCUGCAGUCACUGAGCCAUUGUAGAUUUAAAGAUUCAGGGGUUAGGAAAUAGGUUAGAGAGGCAAGUUGACUCUAAAAAAUGAUCCAAGAUGUAAAUUAAGUGCCAUUUUAAAACUUUGUUCAUAUUUAUAAGAUGUUUACCAUCUACAGCCAUGUUCUUUAUUAACUUAAUCAAAAUUACAUUGAAAAAUCAUACAUUGAUUGUGGUAACUGGCUCUCAGCUGCUGUGUUCAGAAGCAUUCUCAAAGAUGUUGAUGUUUCAGCAAAGAUUAUGCAUGUUUAAUUUGUUAUUUAGGCUCCUUUCAAGUGUGCUAUAAAGUGCUGUGAUAUAAUAAAUAUUAAUAAAGUACUUAAAAAUGGCACCUUAAUGUUAAAAAAAUUACACUAUAUAAAUAAUGCACUAUCUUAAAUUUCAACUCAGUAUUUGGUAUCGACUGGUGCGUAGAAUCCAAUACAGUAAUUACAAAGUAAUUUGUGGUUAGAGUGCAACUCACCCCACACACAGACCCAAGAUUUUGUUUCGUUUUGCCAUGUGUGAGCUUUUUUAAAAAUGUGCUAUUGCUUUAUUUGAUUGCAACUAUGGAGACCAAGCAACUUCUGUCCAUGUGGCCUUUGAGACUUUGCUUAUGUUUGGUCAGUUUGUGUGACAAUCCCUGUGAAAGGUGUGGAAGUUUGAUUUCAAAUUAAAUGACUUUUC